Penicillium daleae is the source of this 933-nucleotide messenger RNA. RefSeq lists its product as uncharacterized. Lineage: Eukaryota; Fungi; Ascomycota; Eurotiomycetes; Eurotiales; Aspergillaceae. The coding region runs from base 1 to 933 and encodes 310 amino acids. The transcript has 4 exons. The record is from RefSeq and is a predicted model, not a curated record.
AUGCCGUCUAUAAUCUACCUCGCCGUGUCGGCAGCCGCCAUGACCGGACUUGCACAGCUCGCCUCUGCACAAACCAACAUCACCGCCAGUGCUUGUGUCGCCGAGUCCGUCUACUCAGACUGUAACCGCAAUGUUGCAGAUACAUGGCGCUCCUGCAUAAACAAUUGCAAUGGUAAUGGCGACUGCAUCGUGGACUGUGGAUGUACUGCACACCAGCAGUAUAUCAAUUGCAUGGCACACUCCUGCUGGAACCAGGUCUACUCCUGCGAAUACCAACUCUUCGUCCAACAAUACUUCGCCGUAUGCCCCAGCGCCACCGAACCAAUCCCCUUCUGGCCAGCCCCAGACAACGCACCAAACCGCUGCUCCUGCAGUCUAGGAAAAGUCCUCACAAACACCCUCUCCGCCCGCCAGGCCCAACUCUCCUGCGUCCAGAACAUAACGAACCAGGCCCUCAACGACAUCCCCGACCUCUCGAAUCUAGGCAACCUAGCUAAUAUCCCCGAUAUCGCACGAACAGCAACAGACUGCGCCUGCUGCGGCGCCAGCGCCAGCUUGUCCUCAGCAUGGCAAGUCUGCCCAAACACAGUCCCCACCCUCGCCGGCGCCGACCUCUGGCCCCUCUUCUUCCCGUCGACCUUCCCAAACCUGUACACCUCCAUCCCGAACUUCGCCUGGUCCACCUGCGACAACACACUGUCGUCAACGGACUGCGCAAACCUCGGCUUCUCGGACACAGACAACAAGUACUACAGACCGGGCGAUUUCCCCCAGAACGGGACGUCGACGCUGCAUAAUGUUGCGGGCACGGUGACGGCGCCGCCGAGUGGGACGGUGAUUACUUGGUCGCAGGCUUCGGCGACGUAUACGGUUACAGCGACGGGGGUGGAUCGGGGGGUUGUUGCGGGUGCUAGUCAGACCGAUGAGUGCUAA